Lotus japonicus is the source of this 970-nucleotide messenger RNA. Its product is annotated as GTP-binding nuclear protein Ran1A. The record is from RefSeq and is a predicted model, not a curated record. Gene Ontology annotation, molecular function: GTPase activity; GTP binding. Gene Ontology annotation, biological process: protein import into nucleus; ribosomal subunit export from nucleus. Lineage: Eukaryota; Viridiplantae; Streptophyta; Magnoliopsida; Fabales; Fabaceae. Gene Ontology annotation, cellular component: cytoplasm; nucleus. Bases 112 to 777 code for a protein of 221 amino acids. The transcript is spliced from 8 exons.
GAAAAGAGUUGCGUCAGUUUAACGCUUCGAAACACAAACUUGAAGAAUAUAAAACCCUAGCUAGUUAGCGUUGUCUCCUUCACUCUCAUUCUCCAAACCGAACCAGUAUCCAUGGCUCUUCCGAAUCAGCAAACCGUUGAUUACCCUAAUUUCAAGCUCGUCAUCGUCGGUGACGGUGGCACAGGAAAAACAACCUUCGUGAAGAGGCAUCUCACCGGUGAAUUCGAGAAGAAAUAUGAACCUACCAUUGGUGUGGAGGUUCACCCUUUGGAUUUCUUCACAAACUGUGGUAAGAUCCGAUUCUACUGCUGGGAUACUGCUGGACAAGAGAAGUUUGGGGGUCUCAGAGAUGGUUACUAUAUCCAUGGGCAAUGUGCCAUUAUUAUGUUUGAUGUUACUGCCCGGCUGACAUACAAGAAUGUCCCUACCUGGCACCGUGAUCUUUGCAGGGUCUGUGAAAACAUCCCAAUUGUUCUCUGUGGGAACAAGGUUGAUGUGAAGAACAGGCAGGUCAAGGCAAAGCAGGUUACUUUCCAUCGGAAGAAGAACUUGCAGUACUAUGAGAUCUCAGCUAAGAGUAACUAUAACUUUGAGAAGCCUUUCCUGUACCUUGCCAGGAAACUUGCAGGCGAUCCCAACUUGCACUUUGUCGAAUCUCCCGCAUUGGCUCCACCUGAAGUUCAAAUUGAUUUAGCUGCACAACAACAGCAUGAGGCUGAGCUUGCUCAAGCUGCUAGUCAGCCCCUUCCUGAUGAUGAUGACGAUGCAUUUGAUUAAAGCAGGUGCGACUGGAUUGUCAUCUGAGGUUCUGGGUAUUGGCUAUGCUACAUUAUGUAUUUGGUGUUUAAUUUGACAUUUUUCGAUGUGGAUUUGAGGAUGUGAAAUCAAUCAUUUUGGAGGUGUUUUGCAUUAUUUGAAAACCUCAAUUGAAUUGAAAGCCGUAUCGAUAUUUUGCCAUGGGCAUUGUUUA